Podarcis muralis (Common wall lizard) is the source of this 2572-nucleotide messenger RNA. RefSeq names its product synapsin II (gene SYN2). Gene Ontology annotation, cellular component: synaptic vesicle; synaptic vesicle membrane. The record is from RefSeq and is a predicted model, not a curated record. Lineage: Eukaryota; Metazoa; Chordata; Lepidosauria; Squamata; Lacertidae. Gene Ontology annotation, molecular function: ATP binding. Gene Ontology annotation, biological process: neurotransmitter secretion.
CAGUCUCCUUUCCCCCUUCGUGGCGGCCAAAUGAUGAACUUUCUGCGGCGCAGGCUUUCGGACAGCAGCUUCAUCGCCAACCUGCCCAAUGGCUACAUGACCGACCUGCAGCGGCCGGAGCCCCAGCAGCCUCCCCCGCCAGCAGCAGCAGCGGCAGCGGCGGCGGCGGCGCUGCUUCCUCGUCGUCCGGCCUCGGCUUCCCCGGCCUCGGAGCGCAGGCAGCCUCAGUCGGCGGCAGCGCCGCCGCCCCAGCAGCCGCCCCAGCAGCAGCAGCAGCAGCAGUCGGUGGGCAGCAGCUUCUUCAGCUCGCUCUCCAAUGCUGUGAAGCAGACGGCAGCCUCGGCGGGCUUGGUGGACGCCGGCUCGUCCUCCUCGGCGGCUGCCAAAAAGUUCAAGCUGCUCCUGGUCAUCGAUGAGCCUCACACGGACUGGGCCAAAUCUUUUCGUGGGAAAAAGGUCCAUGGGGAAUAUGACAUUAAAGUUGAACAGGCACAGUUUUCAGAGGUCAAUUUGAUAGCUCAUGCUGAUGGCAAUUAUGCUGUUGACAUGCAGGCAUUCCGAAAUGGCACUAAAGUUGUUAGAUCAUUCAGGCCCGACUUCGUUCUUGUUCGACAACACUCGUUCGGCAUGGCAGAAAAUGAAGACUUCCGUAACUUAAUCAUCGGGAUGCAUUAUGCUGGCAUCCCAAGCGUUAACUCCCUAGAGUCAAUCUUCAACUUCUGUGACAAGCCCUGGGUGUUUGCUCAGUUGGUGUCCAUCUACAGAACCUUGGGACCAGAGAAGUUCCCUUUAAUUGAGCAAACCUUUUAUCCCAAUCACAAGGAAAUGCUGACAUUGCCAACAUUUCCUGUUGUUGUGAAGAUUGGACACGCUCAUUCGGGCAUGGGAAAGGUCAAGGUAGACAACCACUAUGAUUUUCAGGAUAUAGCCAGUGUCGUAGCACUCACUCAGACCUAUGCCACUACUGAACCCUACAUAGACUCCAAAUAUGACAUCAGGAUCCAAAAGAUAGGCAACAACUACAAAGCAUACAUGAGAACUUCAAUAUCUGGAAACUGGAAGACAAACACUGGAUCUGCAAUGUUGGAACAAAUUGCCAUGUCAGAUAGGUACAAGCUUUGGAUUGACAGCUGUUCAGAGAUGUUUGGAGGUUUGGACAUAUGCGCUGUCAAAGCAGUUCACGGCAAGGAUGGGAAGGAUUAUAUUUUUGAGGUUAUGGAUUGUGCCAUGCCUUUGAUUGGUGAGCAUCAGGUUGAAGACAAACAGCUUAUUACUGAGCUGGUCGUAAGCAGAAUGAACCAACUGUUGUCUAAAACACCUGUACCAUCUCCUCAGAAACCAACUGCCACUCAGCAGCCACAAAGUGGAUCACUUAAGGAGCCAGAAGCAAACAAAGUCCCACCCCAGCGACCACCUCCUCAAGGGGGCCCAGUGCAACCCCAAGGAAUGCAAUCACAAAGCCAGGAGCCAUUGCAACCACAGCGUGCGUUCCCUCCGGGGCAGUCAGCAAAGCCCUCGAGUUCCCUGCCUCCACGUCCACCGGGCCCUGCAAUUCAACCACGUGCUCAGGCCCCAGGUCCUUCAAGCGCUGGGCCACCUGCGGACACAGAGACGAAACCCUCCACAGCUCCACCUCAGAAACCUCCAGCACAUCCGCAACUGAACAAAUCACAGUCUCUGACCAACGCCUUCAACUUCACUGAGUCAUCCUUCUUUCGGUCAUCUGUGAACGAGGACGAAGCAAAAGCUGAAACCAUCCGAAACUUGAGAAAAUCCUUUGCCAGCCUCUUUUCUGAUUAGCCAUAUAAUGUUUGGUUUUGUGCGUCUGUAACACAUUUCAAAGUUUACCGCCAACAUAAUUUUGCAAACAUAAUUUCCUUGUGAAUGACCCUCCUUUGCUGUUCCAAGUGUUGUAUUAAGCAAUAUGCUAAACUAUUUUUAAUAAGGGACUAUAAUGAGAUAGACUUCAGGUAUUGGGGGGGGGACACACCCGGCUUUUUUAAAAAGCCAGAGAGGAAAAGCUAUACAGCAGAAUGCUUAAAGUCCUCAUCAACUGUGAUAAUGUGGCCUUACCGUGAAAUGCACUAGGUCAUCACAUUGGACUCCCCUGUGUGAAAUCAUUAGAGCAACACACCAUUACAUAGUGAGUUUUCUCCAGCAUUCAACUCACUGCAUGUUUGUUUGUUUGUUUGUUUGUUUGUUUUGUUUGUUUCAGGUGUUUUGUUCUGCAAGGGUACAGUCUUUAAACCUGCUUUCUUGCCCCCAGAUCUUUAGGGUACAGCUUCACAGGGCUGUUUCCUGUUAAUCUCCUUCACCUUGUGAGUAACUAAGGCAGUUUUCUACCCCAGCAAGCUUUCCGUCAGAUGAAUGUAUCGUUCUGAUAUGCUGCUAGGAGCAAACCUUGGAAUCAACCAUUGUUCUAGAGCUUUGUGUCUAUAAUAUUGUAUCCCCAUAUGUCUGUUAGACAAUUUUUUUGCAAACUGUUAAUGGUAGCCUUUGAUUUGUAAAAGACCAUGCAUGAGCUCAUGUUCUCCAUAGUUCCAUGUUACCUUCCAAUAAAUGCAAAACCCUU